CCUUGCUCUUGAUUUCAUAAAAUAUGUUUACUAAAAAUAGUAUACCAUGCACAAGCAGUGGUCUAUAAAGAUAAUUAACUGAUUAAAUUGAGGUUUAAAAGCAGGAAAUUCAUAUUCGCUUCCAAGUUUAAAAAAAAAAUGUCCUUCUUCAUUAAGUCACGUAAAAGGAAAUUCGUUGCAAAGGUGUGUUUCUUUUUAAAAAAAAAUUUUUUUUUGACUAGAAUUUCAGUCAGUAAUUUUUUAAAAAAAUGUAAUUUAGUCUAAGUCUAAGUCUAGUUUUAUUUAGUGUAAUAAAAAAAUAAAUGAAUAAUAGUCUGAGUCUGGAAAGUUGGACCUGACAGUCAGACUCUGAACAAUUAUCAAUGUCAAUGUGUGUAUGAAACUUGCCCGUUCUUCACUGAGAAUUAUUAUAAUUAGUCUUAAUUACGUUAGUCUACUAAACUAAGUCUAAAGGGAUCGGGGUAUGCAUAGCCGCUAUUCUCCCCCAAGCCCAAGGUAACAAUGAAGUUCUUGAAAAUAUCAUCUCCACGAAAACGAUUGUGAAACAUGAACUCCUGCAACUAAGAUGUUAAAGAGUGCAGCUGGUGUCAACUGUCUUUUCAUAGUCUGUUUACUUUUAGUGGGUAAUAAAUUAAAUACUUCUAACUUUCUUUCUAACAGUAUCUGAGUGCAUUCCACCCAGAAUUUUUUGUCCAUGUCCAGCCCAUAGUCACAAUAAUAGCUAAGAAGGAUGACCAUCGAGAAAUUAAACCUAUUGCUAGUAAUCAGUGUUCCAUUUUUAAGAGGUAGAUUGCUACCAUUGUGAUUGUCACAAUUAUUGAUGGACAUUAGUUGUUUAUUUCUAAACUUACUUUCAGGAUCAGAAGGGCAAAUCUAAAAAGGAGAUCCUUAAAGCCAAGAGUGCCCUCACUGAAGAAGUGGAAAGUGAAUCAGAUGCAGAUAGGUAAUAAUUCAAACAUUAGUUUAGUCAUUAAAUAUUUGAGCUGUAUCUAAUUUUAACUGAAAUACAUUUAAUUAUAAGUUUGUUCACAACAUAUGUAGAACAUAUGUAGAUCAAGAUCUGCUUAUUCGUUAGGCCUAAGCCUAAGCGUAUAAUGAGUAGAUUUACUCUAGUCUUGGAAUUACAUUUUAUUUCAGCAGUAAUGAAGUAACUGAAGCCAGAGACAAAGUGUACAGUUCUGAAGAAGAGGAGGAGACUGCUCAGCAAAAGAGACUUCGGUUAGCCAAGCAAUACCUCUCUAAGCUAGAAGAAGAAGGUUAGUGUAUUACUGAAGAAAUCACGAUUUAUUUUUUUCCAAAAUUACAACAAACAAAUAUCUCAUCACAAUCUGUUAAGACAAGAUUUUGUAUUUAAAAUUUCUAAGCUGUAAUGAUUUACUGUAGGAAUAAGUUUUACUGUAAACAAAGUCCAUCUUUAAUAGUUGCAUAUAUGAAAUAUUAAUAGAUCAAUCAGUAAUUUAAAUUAAAAAAAGAGUGUUUACUUUUAAUCACUGCUAGUAUUUAUUACUUGUUUUCUUAUUGCAGAGGCUGAGAAAAAAGCAGAUGAAGAAACUUUGAAGGAUGCUGUUGCAAGCAGACUUCAGCAUGAUAUAGUAAUUAGUUCUUUUACAUCACAUCUUUGUUACUAUAAUUUUAAUUCAAAAUUUUUUUUACAUUCUGGAUUUAUUCCAACAAUUAUAAUUCAACUGGUAAGAUUACAUUAAGUAAUCCCCUCUGUAAAAUGAUUUAUGUCAUCUGACAUUGGCGGUUGGGCUUUUUAUUGAGGAUUGACAACUUCUCCAAACAAUAUCUGCAUAGUUUUCUGAGUAUUUCCACCCUGAUAUUUAAUGUGACUAAUAUGAUUAAUAUAUUGCUAUAAUUGGAUACAUUUUAUUUUGAGGCAUUUUCUAAUGCUAUUAUUUGCAAUGCCAAAUAGAUUUUCUUAUUUCCAUGUAAAACAAACUAAUUUCAUUGCCAACAAGUAUUUAAAUAUUUAAAAGAAAAAAUAUUGAAACAGGAAAGUUAUGUGAAUUAGCUUUUUAAUAGUUCUAGAAAUUUGAUAUCACCGUAAUUUAAAUAAAAGUAGUUUACAUGUUAUUGAUUAUUCUAAAGCUUAUUUUGCGUUAAAAAAUGUAAAUGGAUAUUUUGAAAUAUUUUUUGUUUACUUUGCAGUCAGAACAAGCUGGAAAACUAACAAAGCAGGUUGCUGAUGCGGUAUGAAACUCUUUGUUUGCCUUCUUUAUGUAUUGUAAAGCGUGAAUGAAAUGACAUAAAUGAUUGUGAAAUAACACCUAUGCCAUGCAUUUAUUCUCAUGCAUAUAGAUGUAGAUAGCUAUAAACUUAUAAAUAGAGAUGCAGAUAGCUAUAAACUUAUAAAUAUAGUAUGCAUGUGUUCUAUAAUCUGUAUUUAUUUCAGUGUUUUUGUGCUAAUCCAGAGGAUUUGCGUGUGUUUAGAGGGCAUGGACUUCCAGUUACAGCCAUUGUGAUUUCACCAGAUGACAAAUUUGUUUUUACAUCUAGCAAAGAUUGUAAUAUAUGUAAAUGUAAGCAAUUAGUUACAAAUAAAUAAGUUUAUUCGGGAUAAAUAAAUAAAUUAAAAUGUUUAAAAUAUAAAAUAGACACCUUAAAAAAAAGUAUAUCAAUUAGUUCUUGACUUAAUAAUUUUACUUUAAAUUAUCAGGGAAUUUGGAGACUGGUUUAAAAGAAAAAACAAUAAAAGGUGGCAGGAAAGGAACUGAAGACGUGCACAUUGGCCACACAGACCACAUACUGUGUUUAGCUAUAUCAUCAGAUGGCAAAUUUUUGGUUAGUGAUGAAAUCAUUUUAAUAAUUGAUGUAAUAUACUUUUGUAUUUUUAAAGUAUUGAAGUUGAUUUAAAGCUUAAGCUGAAGUAUGAGUGUAAAAAAAUGAUAAAUAAAGGAAUACAGAAAAAACAAAAUUUGCAUAUCGGAGGAGCAAGUUUACAAUUUAAUCCCUAUGUGAAGAUUACAUAAGCCAUAUAUUUAUUGAAAGUUACCAAAAAAGGUAUAUGAUUUUGUUAAGAAAACUUAGUUUAACAUUUUAGAAAAGACAAAUAAAUACCUUUGAUAAUGACUUUUUAUUCAAUUUGUUUUUUUUUGAUAAAGCGUAACCAGGAAAUAAAUGUCAUUUAAUGAUUUUGAUUAAAUUUUGACAGUAUUGCAUUUAUAUAAUAAGUAUGCCCAAUUAAUUUUUUUUUCAUAGGCUGCUGGUGAUAUGAACAACAUGAUUAAAUUGUGGAACCCUCAAGAUUGUAGUUUCAUCCAUAAGUUCAGAGGCCAUAGGGGCCCCGUCACUGUAAGCUAGUAGAUUCUGAUUAUCUAUUUGUUAACAAAAAAAAGUUAUACAAUUGACAAUUCUUAUUUCAUAUUACUGCUAUUUUCCAGUCUUCUUUUAGAACUAGUUUCAUUUCAAAGUUUCUCAGAUGCCAGGUUGCAAAAUAAAUUAUUGAAAGCUGAGUGUUUUUUUUUCAAAGCCUAAAAUAACAGUUACUAGCAUGAAUCAGGACUAGGGAGGUGAAUGUUUCAGUAUCAUUGUUGGCAGCUAAUAAUUAGCCCAAUCAUUGACACAUUAGUGUCUAUCAAAUGACAAGAAAGGAAAAUGGCAAUAUCUUAUCACUCUGUUGAACAACACCUGCCCCGUUGAAAGGUGUUUAUGUAUGGAUAUUCAGAUCUAUUUUAUGUUACCUUUUGGCAAGAAAUUUAAGUAGUUCAUGAAAGAAAUGUUUAAAAAGUAAUGGGACCACUGAAAAAAAAUGUCUGUUAAAUGCUGCUUCAAUUAAUGUUUUCCUUUCAAUAUUUUAUCAUAUAGUAAUUUUAUAAUUUUAACAGGGUGUAUCAUUUAGGAAAGGCACACAUACAUUAUACAGCUGCUCUGCUGACAAAGUGGUUAAGGUGUGGAGUGUUGAUGACUUGGCAUACGUAGAAACAUUGUAUGUAGACAUAACUAAAAUAUAUAACUAUAUGUUAAAUGUUAAUAUAUGUAAAAAAAAAUUAAAACCCUAAAUCUUAAUUGAGUAUCUCACUAUUAUUUAUAUUUUUAAUUGUACCUUAUUUGUUAUUAAUAAGAAGGAUCUUAUUGCUCUCCAGAGUAAAUUUCUUUUAACCAAUUUAUAAAAUGAUAUUGAAGUGGUCUAUUUAAUUUUGUUAUGGAUGAUUCAUUUUAAGGCAAGUAAAAUACAACUGGGCAGGACACAGUUGUAAUGAAACAUUCAUUUUAUUUAAUUCUCAACUACAUUUAACCUUUGAUUUAUGUUUAUUUCAGAUUUGGUCACAAUACUCCUAUAACUGGAAUAGACAGCUUAAUGCGUGAUAGAGCUAUCACGUCAGGAGGCAGGGAUAAAAGUGUACACAUUUGGAAGAUUACAGAGGACUCACAGUUGCUUUUUCAUGGGAAUGAGUAAGGAAAAUUAGAAAUAGUUGUUUUUGAAUAUUUUUUAAACAAAAUCACCUAGAUUUAAAAAAAAAAAUAUAUUAAUAGCAGCAGUAAUGUAAAUCUAAUAGGAGAUCUGUUGAAAUGUCAGAAGAAGAAUUGGGCAAUGGUGUUAAUUGUUUUGAUAACUGGCAUUAGUGAAUUUAAGUUUUUAUUCUUGAAAGUCCAACCAGUUUAUGAAUAUUGAAACUCUUCAUAUCUUUAUAGUCUUUCAAUACGAGUAAGUAAACAAGAGAUAUUCUUAUAAUGGGAAGAGAAGAAUACCGUACAGCAAAUUUUUAUUACUACUUUGUGUUCAUGAAAUAAUCAAUAACUAAUGUCUCAUCUAUUUUCUCAAUAGUGGGUCCAUAGAGUGUGUCGCUCUUAUCAAUGAAAGUAACUUUUUCACUGGUGCAGAUGACAAGUUAGUUUUAUAUUCUUAUUAUCUUAAACAGUGAAAUAUUGCAAUUGUUAAAACCUGUGAAAUCGGGUUAGUGAAAUUAAACAAUUCUGCUGAAGCAGCAUCAAAGAAUACAAGAGCAGCAUGACAAUUAAUUCUCAUCUUGUCAAACCCUCUCCUCCACGUGGAGGUAGCAGACUGAAAGAUAAUCAUCAAAACUGCCAAAUAAAAAAAAAAUCACCUUGUGUCAUGUUACGUGUAAGCUAGGGAUGCAUUUCCUUUUACUGACACUGUCAAUUUAAAAAAAGUCAUUUUGUUUUAUUACCAUUUUUAAAAGUCUUUGAAAUUAUUGCAUUUCUUCAUGCUUAACUAAACAACUUAAAAUGACUUUUUUUAAACAAAGAAUUUUUUUAAUCUUCAGACUAUUAUUGUGAUUUACAAUAUCCAGGUGUGCAGUAACACAAAUUCAGCUAUAAUCUUUUCGAGAAUUCCUUUUUAUUUUGUUUAGAAUUAGAAACAAAUUUGAUUUUUAAAAAAACUAUAUUUUGUAGGAAGCACUAAUGUAUUUUAUUUUCCCAUAUGAUGCCAGCUCCUUAAGCCUCUGGAGUGUUCUCAAGAAAAAACCUUUAACAACUGUGAAAAAAGCCCACGGGCUUAAUUUGGGGAUUCUAGAGGAAAACUGGAUAUCCUCCGUUGCAGCCUUGCAGUACACAGAUCUGGUUGCUUCUGGCUCCAAAGAUGGAUUUGUUCGACUGUGGAAAUGCAGUACCGAUUACAAAUCACUUACACCUUUAUUUCAAAUUCCCGUAGUAAGUUUCCAUUUAUUUUGAUUUUGUUUCGAAUUGAUGAAUUUAAUUAAUUGGCCUAUUUACUUUUUUGGUUCAUUUUAAGGUUCAAACAAAGCUGAGAGUAAGUUUUUAUUAUGCAUAACAGCUAGAGGAAAAAUACAAAUGUAUUAAUUGAAGAUAAAAAUUCAUAAUAAGAAUUUAAUUGAAAGCUUUUUAUAAAGCCUCAGAGGUAUUUACAUUUUUAACAUCAAAUUUGUGCAUUUCAUUUAGACAUCAAAUUACAUUUAACUAUUGCAAAUAAACCUCAUUACUAGAGGCUACUACGAAAUGUGCUGCUUUGCUCAAAAACUUCUCCUCUUGUUCUCCAGAAAGGAUUUAUCAACAGUUUAAAGUUUUCAAAUAAUGGGGAAUUCUUAGUAGCAGCUGUUGGGCAAGAGCAUAGACUUGGAAGAUGGUGGCGUUUAAAGGAUGCUAAAAAUGGAUGGAUAGUCAUACCACUCAAGGCAGGCCAGCAGGGAAGAUGAGUCUGUGGCUAAAAUGUUGAUUGUAAUAAGCAGUGAUGUAACAAGGACAAGGUUGAUAGUGAUGAAUGCAGCAUUAAUCUCAAGUGUUCUUUAUGUCAGUGAGAAUAAGUGGAGGCAGUGCAAGUCUAAUGUAGAGUGCAAUGUGGUAAUUAAGUCAGUGAUGUGCAGCUCUUUUUUAAAAUUGUAAAAAUUUAUUAUUUACCUUGUGAAAAGGUGGGGUCGUUCAUAAACGUUGCACAUUGGUCCAUAUGAUUUAAAUUAGUCUCUUUCAGAGCAUUUAAUCUUUUUUUUAGCACUUUUGUAGAAGGCAUUUUUGGUAAUUCUAAAUUCAUCAAUGUAAAUUUGUCCCACAAUUGUGAAUUCAAAAAAUUAUUUUGUAUGAUGUUGUCCUGCAGCUUGAAUUAAAAAACAAAUUUUUAACUGAAGGAUGUAUCGUUUUAGUUUUAUUGACAUAAAAUUAAAUAUAUAUACAUAAAUAUCCACAAAAAAUGCAUCUUCUAAUGGCUGCUCCAGCACAAAAUAAUGGAAUAAACAUAUUUUAAUGUUUGGCCAGUCUUCAUUUUGCAUACAAGUUGAUGUAAGGAGGUUUAGUUUGAAAUUGUAUGUUUUCUCCAUUUUAAAG
Messenger RNA from Lymnaea stagnalis (great pond snail), 6741 nucleotides. NCBI's taxonomy places the organism in Eukaryota, Metazoa, Mollusca, Gastropoda, Lymnaeidae. The record is from the annotation of a GenBank genome assembly.